Molecule: messenger RNA, 2471 nt
Organism: Sphaeramia orbicularis (orbiculate cardinalfish)
Lineage: Eukaryota; Metazoa; Chordata; Actinopteri; Kurtiformes; Apogonidae
Gene: sox2
Product: SRY-box transcription factor 2
Exons: 1
Coding region: 534-1502 (322 amino acids)
Biological process (GO): positive regulation of transcription by RNA polymerase II; neuron differentiation; negative regulation of transcription by RNA polymerase II
Cellular component (GO): nucleus
Molecular function (GO): DNA-binding transcription activator activity, RNA polymerase II-specific; RNA polymerase II cis-regulatory region sequence-specific DNA binding
Source: RefSeq, a predicted model, not a curated record
GUGUCGGGGCUGAGGAGUCCCCGCCCCUUUAUGCUAAUUAAGGUCUCCCAUUGGUGCAUCAGGGGAGCAGGCCCGCUCUGAUUGGUCAGGUCGAAGCCAUUUAUUCGCUGACAGCCCCGUCACAUGAAUGGUUGUCUAUUAACUUGUUCAAAAACUAUCUGGAGUUGUCAAGGCUCAGGCGGACAGAGGCGAAAAAGUACAGUUUGUUGAUGCUUUUUAGGAGAAGCGACGGGAGAAGUUUUGUGGACACAACAUAGCAAGGGGACCUAUUGGGAGAAGACUGUCUCACACACACGCACACACACACACUCACGGACAGGGAGAGAGAGAGAGUGAGAGUGUGUGGAGACGCGGCCGGUGCUUGUUGUUUUUUGUCCAGAGAAAAAAGUUGCUGGAGAAAAAAAAAAAAAAAAAAAAGCAGCGACAGGUAACUUUUAGGAGCUGCAGCCCGACGCGCCUGUUCACUGUCCUGGCUGGUGGAGUUAGUCUGUGUUUUUCUUCUGUUCGGGAGCUCAACACUAAAGCUGUUCCUGAUGUAUAACAUGAUGGAGACUGAACUGAAGCCCCCAGCUCCCCAGACCAACACGGGGGGCACGGGCAACACGAACACGUCCGGCACUGGCACCAACCAGAAAAACAGUCCGGAGCGGGUUAAGAGACCCAUGAACGCGUUCAUGGUGUGGUCCAGGGGCCAGAGGAGGAAGAUGGCGCAAGAAAACCCCAAAAUGCACAACUCGGAGAUAAGCAAGAGACUGGGCGCAGAGUGGAAACUUCUGUCGGAGAGCGAGAAGAGACCUUUCAUCGACGAAGCCAAGAGGCUGCGGGCCCUGCACAUGAAGGAGCAUCCGGAUUACAAAUACCGGCCCCGGAGGAAAACCAAGACCCUCAUGAAGAAGGACAAGUACACCCUCCCCGGCGGGCUCCUGGCUCCGGGAGGAAACGGGAUGGGGACCGGGGUCGGUGUGGGAGUCGGGGCCGGGCUGGGCGGUGGAGUGAACCAGCGGAUGGACAGCUAUGCGGCGCACAUGAACGGCUGGACCAACGGGGGAUACGGGAUGAUGCAGGACCAGCUGAGCUACCAGCACCCGGGGCUGAACGCGCACAACCCGGGUCAGAUGCAGUCCAUGCACCGCUACGACAUGAGCGCACUGCAGUACAACACCAUGACCAGUUCCCAGAGCUACAUGAACGGCUCCCCGACAUACUCCAUGUCCUACUCCCAGCAGACCACACCGGGAAUGACCGCCUUGGGCUCCAUGGGGCCCUCGUCGGUGGUAAAGUCCGAGUCCAGCAGCUCUAGUCCGCCUGUCGUCACCUCGUCGUCCCACCGGGGCGCACCGGGCUGCCAAAGCGGAGAUCUGAGGGACAUGAUCAGCAUGUACCUGCCCGGGGCGGAGGUCAGCGAGCAGAGCGCCCAGACCAGGCUACACAUGUCCGGGCACUACCAGAGCACCGUGCCCGGGACGACGAUCAACGGCACGCUGCCCUUAACACACAUGUAAGAGACACAAAAAGCAGAAAAGAGAAAGAGAGAGAGGGAAAAAAAGAACUUUUAUAAGAGAAAAAUGUGGACUACUUAACGUUGGACUAUUUUUGUACAGAAAAUUUCAGGGUGGGAAAAGUUGUAUAGAAGUCUCCAGGAAAAGGACACACGACUCUUUUUUUUUUUUUUCUUUCAUUUUAUUCUAAGGAAGCUCUAGAAACGGUAGGAGAUCCCGUCUUCGCUGGUGGAUGAAGUUUGGAUGAAGACUAGAAAGUGGGAGUCGCAAUCAAAUGUUUUAUUAUUGCAAUCACCUUUUGUACAGUAUUUAUCAAAGAAACACUACAAUCAGAUGAAAUUGUUUGUUAAACUGCAAGAGGUUGAAUUUUUCUUUUUUUAUAUAUAUAUAAAUAUAUAUUAAGCAACGCCAGUUCUGCAGAAAAUAAUUAAAAAGUGAAAAUGAGAACUGGAAUUAAGUGGGGGCGAUCAGUUAUGCUCCUUUUUAUUACUGCAAACAUUGGAAAGAAAAGGGACAAAAACGAAGCAGGUAAUACUGUUUUUUUGGGGUUGUUGUUUUUUUUUUUUUUUUUUUUUUUUGUUCAUUUAAGGUCAAAUAUUACUAAACAUUUUAAUUUCGUAAAAAAAACUAUGAAAGACGCUUUUUUUCUCUCAUACAGCUUAAAUAUAGGUUGUUAAUUUAUAUUUCCGUCUCCCACUUUUCAUAUGUUAGAGGUAUGACGCUUGUGCUCUUUAUUUUCUAAUUGAUUUGUACAAUUUCUGUAUAUUUACUGUGAUAUUUUAAGUUUUUAUUUCAAAAUUCAUUCCCGUAGUUGUAUUUUAAAAAUUGUGGCCUGUACGCAGAAGCCAACCACUCCAUGUAUAUAUACCGGAACUAAUACCAUCCUUAUAACAGUUACAAUUUCAGCUGAGUAUAUUUUUUUUCAAUAUGCAGUUUGAAAUGAAUAAAUUUUGGAAAUUUGGAUACUUGAAA